Molecule: messenger RNA, 2511 nt
Organism: Notolabrus celidotus (New Zealand spotty)
Lineage: Eukaryota; Metazoa; Chordata; Actinopteri; Labriformes; Labridae
Gene: upb1
Product: ureidopropionase, beta
Exons: 10
Coding region: 390-1544 (384 amino acids)
Molecular function (GO): beta-ureidopropionase activity
Source: RefSeq, a predicted model, not a curated record
AUGGCAGCUAAUGGGUAUCUGGAUAAAGGAAGAAAGGAAGAAAGCUAAACUCUCUCAAGCUAUUAGCUCAGUGGUUACUCCCACUGUCCUCCUGUGUCCAGAGUUUUUCUCUCUUGUGUGUUUUUGCAUCGUAACAGACAUUAAACAGACUUGCACGCGUGUUAUGAGGGAGGGUGUUCACAGGGUUAACUCAUACGCCCCCUAAGAGGCCCAGACAGACACAGACAUUGUAGACUCGUCUUCUCAAAAUCAUUUAUUGCGAAAGACCCGAGCCUGAAACUCUGGAGGAUUAUAUAACAAGUGGAGUCUCAUAUAACGAGCACACAGUCCGUCUCCAGCAAACACCGAGCUGUUCCGUCCUGAACCUGCAACCCGGAGAAACCACAGACAUGUCCUCGUGUGAGUUUGAGUCUCUGGAGAAAUCUCUGGAGUCUCACCUUCCAGAGACUGAGCUCAGAGAAGUCAAACGCAUCUUGUUCGGGAAGGAGACUCAGAAGUUGGACCUUCCUGCGUGUGCUGUGGAAGCUGCUUCAGAGCGUGAAUUUGAGCUGAAGGGUUACAGGUUUGAAUCUGCACAGGAACAACUAAGACCACCCAGGAGGAUCCGUGUGGGGCUCAUUCAGCACCACAUCGUUCUGCCCACUGAUGCCCCUGUGCUGGAGCAGAUCACUGCCAUGCACAAUCGGAUUGGUGAAAUAGUCGAGGUGGCGGCCAUGUGUGAUGUAAACAUUGUCUGCUUUCAGGAGACCUGGACCAUGCCCUUUGCUUUCUGCACACGAGAGAAAGAACCAUGGACAGAGUUUGCAGAGUCUGCUGAAGAAGGAAACACCACACGCUUCUGCCAAGAGCUUGCCAAAAAAUACAACAUGGUGGUUGUUUCUCCAAUCCUGGAGCGAGAGGAGCGGCACAGCACUCUGUGGAACACGGCGGUGGUGAUCUCAAACUCUGGAAACGUGCUGGGGAAGAGCAGGAAGAACCACAUCCCCAGGAUUGGAGACUUUAAUGAGUCUACAUACUACAUGGAGGGCGACUCUGGCCACACUGUGUUCCAGACACAGUUUGGAAAGAUAGCUGUGAAUAUCUGCUAUGGGCGCCAUCACCCUCUCAACUGGUUCAUGUACAGCAUGAAUGGAGCUGAGAUCAUCUUUAACCCUUCAGCUACUGUUGGAGCUCUCAGUGAGCCCAUGUGGUCUAUAGAGGCCAGGAACGCAGCCAUAGCAAACCACUGUUACACCUGCGCAAUCAAUCGUGUUGGAACGGAACAUUUCAAAAGUGAAUUCACGUCUGGUGAUGGAAAAAAGGCUCAUCAUGACUUCGGACACUUCUAUGGAUCCAGUUAUAUUGCUGCUCCUGACGGCAGCCGCACCCCUGGGCUCUCCAGGACUAGUGAUGGCCUGCUUGUGGUUGAACUGGACCUGAACCUGAACAGACAAAUCAGUGACAAAUGGAGUUUAAGGUCGAUGACUGGUCGUUAUGCUGAGUACGCAGAGGAGCUCACCAAGGCAGUCAGAUCUGACUUCAAACCUAAGAUCGUAAAGGAGUAGUUGAUAUUUCACUGUAGUUGAUACAAGUAUGAAAUAUAUUUUGGUUUCUGCUUUCAUUGGUCCACUUUCAGUGUGUAACAGAAAACUAAAUAAAGUCAAACUGGAGCCCCGUUGUUUAAUUGGGUAACUAACGUGUUUCUGAUUUACCUGUUAAAGAUUAGAUGAUAGGCUAGAUUUUCACGCCAUUACAUUAGACCAGUUCCUUCCCUUCUCCAUACUCUCUCUUUCCAUCAUUCUAGGACAAGUUGAUCUUUGUCUCAUCUGUCCAUGGGAUGUUGUUCCAGAUCUCUACAGGCUCUUUUAGAUACUUUUUGGCACACUGUGAUCAGGCCUUCCUGUUUUGAGACUCACCGAUGGUUUGCACCUUGUGGUGAACCCUCUUUAUUUACUCUGGUGAAGUCUUCUCUUAGCUGUUGACUCAGACACUGAUACCCCGACCUCCUGGAGAGUGUUCUUGAUCUGGCCAACUGUUGUGAAGGUAUUUUCCUGACCAGGGAAAUGAUUUUCUGUCAUUCACCACACUUGUUUUCCGUGGUCUUCCAGGUCUUUUGCCGUUGUUGAGUUCACCAGUGCUUCUAUUCUUUCUCAGAAUGUACCAAAGAAAAUUUGACUACACUUAAUGUUUUUGCUAUCCCACUGACGGGUUUGUUUUGAUUUUGCAGCCUAACGAUGGCUUGCUUCACUGUUAGUGACAGCUCUUUGGACUUCAUAGUGAGAGUUGACCUCACCAGAUUCUAAAUGCAAAUAUAACACUUGAAAUGAACUCUAGACCUUUUAUCUGGUUCUUGUAAAUGACAUAAUGAAGGAAUUACACACACCUGGGAAUGAAACAACUGAGCAGCUAAUUGUCAAUUACUUUUGGUCCCUUCAAAAGUGGAGAGUAUAAUAAAAUGUGUUGUAACUCCUACACCGUUCACCUGAUUUGGAUGUAAAUACCUUCAAAAUAAAGCUGAAAGUCUGCACUUUC